AAAUCGCUAUCUCGCAACUGCCGUGACACGUAUUUUUCCAAUAUUUUCACACACAAAAAGUUGGUGGCCCACUCACCCAACAAUUACGACAUCAAUCACUGAUUUUUCUUCAUUUAAAAGAAAACGGAAAAUCUAAAAAAAAAAAAAAAAUUACUGUCUAAAAUGGGGAAACCGGAUUCCCCCCCCUUACGAAAACUUUCAGUUUUCCAUUUACGCCAAGAAUCAAGUCUCUAUUAUAAUCGCAACUGCUGCUUCUAACUUUUUCUUUCUUUUUGAAAAAAAUCCGGUAGUCAUACGUUGCGCAGGUACUUCUAAUUACAAUAUGCAUACCACUGGCAAAUUCGAAAAAAACAAACAAAACAAACGGUCAGCUACACAACACACGCUUGCCACGUCGGUUUUAUUAACUUGAAAAGGCGAGCGCACGACUUUUGAAUAAUGGAUGACAAGACGAAGAAGACUAACGUUUUCGUGAGUAGAUAUAUGCACAUUCCCCCCUGUCGUGUGCAGUCGUCUCACCCACAAGUUCUCAUAAUGCCUUGCUGUUAUUCUGGAGAAAUCAUUGUCAACGAUGACGCAUUGGAACGUUGAUCAUCGACCAGCAUGUCGCUCUCCUUGCUCUUUCAUCCGCCGCCAUCGUGGAGAGCAAAAGAGAAAAGAUUCAGCCGAUGUUAUGACGGAGAGAAAGACUGAGAAGAGGAAAUGUCAUCAUAUAUAAAUAUCCGAUGGAUCGAUACGAAAAUGGCUGUGCGCACGCGGGGGACAUCCCUUUUUCUUUUCUCCUUUUCUUUUUCAGUUUUAUAUUCCGAUGACGAUCGAUAAGAUCGAUCAAAAAAGUCUUUUUUUGCUCAUCUCAUCGUCAGAUCUACCUUCUCUAUUUUUUUUUUCUUCUCCAGCUGCCGUUCAAAAUUCAAUCAUGAAACUUUCUCGAAUCGUUCUUGAUUUAUACACAAAAAAAAGGAGGGUAGCCGUAGUCUAGGGAAGAUUGCUUGUUGGAAUUUAAUCAAAAAUAGCUGACGCGUUUUGCAUAUUGAUGUUUAUAAUUUUGAUAUUUACCAUUCGAUAUUGAUCUUAUGCAUACAAAUUUAUCUCAUUUUUCCUAGUGAUUGUAAGAUUUUUUUGCAACUUUUUUAGGUUAUUUUUGAGGUGAGGAUUUUUUUUUUACCCAACAUAAAUAGCUCGGGUGACAUUGAGAUCAAAGACGAGAAAUGAGUGAGGGACCUGCUGUACGAUCUUGCUAUACUCUCUCGAGUAUCAUUCGCAUCCCACACUAUCUCUCCGGCUAAAGAAGAACACCAAAAUCCCGGGAGUUAUGCAUAUAUGUAAGACGGAUCUCAACAAGAGCAAAAUGUUGCGCGAUAUUUGGAUGCAGCUCUCCCCCGUCUCAUCAUCUUUUCGGAUGUACGAACAUAGAACUCACCUACACGUCCGUGUCCAUAUGGAAUAAAAAUACAUAUAAUAACUAUACGGGAUCUAGUGUACAUGGACCACACGCACACACAAGACAUUCCGAACAUGGAUAGAACCAGUUCGUAUUUGCACUCCCGAACACGCAGGACUGCGCGUCCACACCGUUCCGGGGGGGGACAUACCGAGAAUCUUUAGACUCCUCCCUUUUCUUGUCCUUUUUCAAUCAAUAACGCCACACACACACACACUGUGUGUGUGUGUGUAUAUAGGCAGAGUUGGGCCAAACUAAACCGAGCAGAAGCUCUCGUUCGUAGAUCCUCUGUACCGCCGCUUCCUCCCGAUGACGGUUGAUGGCAGCGGUGGUCCUGGUAGAGUGUGUUGUGUGUAGAUCAUAUCUGUUUUGUGUGUGUGUGUGUGUGUGUGAGUAUAGAGAGCAGUGGUAGAUAUAUAUAUAGGUGUAUAUAUGAACAGGCAGUCGCCACAGUCGUACGCGCCACCUCGUGUCGCCAGUAGCUGCUGAACCCGCCGGUCUUCUUCGUCAAAGUGCGGUGCUUUUUUUAUUCGUUCGUGUUUUGUUUUUUUGCCUUUUUCUUCCGGCAAGUGGACAGUUAGCUUGUCAGCACAAAAAAAAAAAGAGGACAAUUUCAGUGAUUAGACAUUUAGUCUCUGUUGUUUUGUAUUUUCUCUGUUGGUUGGUGGGCGUAUUGUCAUCGAUUUCUGUUAUUGUGUUCCAUCAUGGAAUUGGACGUUGUUGCAAUCAUCAAGUGACCAGACCACUAGUCAUUUUCUUUUUAAGAGAAAUUUCAACUGAAUCAUUUCAAGUGACAUCGUAUGCAAACGACAGAAAGGACUUUGCGACGAGCCAAGUCUCUCUCCCUCAAGAGGCAGAGAGAGGAACGAUAUAAACGACACUCAAACUCGCAAAGAUGGAUGAAGAGGCUCAACAACAGCUGACCGCCGAGUUAUCGAACAGCACACCGGGACAACAGCUGGACGGUACGACGACGGGAUCAUCGCCCGUCAACCAGCAACAACGACGCUCAUUGGCUUCCCUUUUAUCCAUCAAACGUGAAACAACUAGGAGACCCAAGACGCCGUCAGUUGUCGUCACAGACGAAACGACUCACCUGUCGGAAUUGACGUCUAUUCCUGCCGGAAGAAUCAGUCUGAGUUUCAAGAACAAGAAUAAAGGGCUGGCUGCUGCCGGCGGUGAUAAUGCGAGUCGUGGUCCAACGACUGCUGUCAAUGGAGGUACUCUAGAGAGCAUCGUAGCUCUCGAGGCAGCAGAGACGACGGCAGCCACGACUGCCACCAGUGACGUCACUACAUCAUUAACAGUACCAGUAGAUGGAGUAGCUACAACGGGUUCGACCGGUUCUUCACCCCCAACGCCGGCCACUACACCUCAAUUGUCAUUCCUACGUCGCUGUUGUCACGAACGCGUGCGCAAAUCGAUAUGGGGUGUCGUGAUCAUGUGUAGCGUGUCUGCAGCUUGGGUGGGCGCCACCCAUCUACUCAAAUCCACUUUCCGCACCGUCCAUCACGUGGCCGCCGUCCUGGUCGUCCAGCACACGGACGACAGCAACGCCAGCGAUGGCAAUCAUUCAACCGUAACGCCGACGGUAGCCGCAACCAGCGCCAUCACUACCCCCAUUUAUUUCGACCUUUAUCAUCACAGUUUCGACGAUUCUGGAGAACAUCAACAAGAGCCAGAGAAACCGCUUGGCGAAGAAUACACGUACGACGCAUCGUUCUUUAGCACCUGGACCAUGACGGCCUGGGCAUCGCUCUUCCUGCCGCUUUACGCUCUCUGUUGCGCCCUCAGUUGUCGAUUCGGACCUCGCCAAUUAGCCGCAGAGCUCAGAGACUCCGUCCUGGCCUUCCGCGACAAGGGAUUCACGUUAGGCACUUUUAUCGGACGUUGUUGCCUGUUUUGUCUGCUAUGGGUCGGCACCAACUGGAUGUACAUGUACGCGUUGAGCGUCCUGGACGCUACCGACGUCAUGGCCCUCUUUGCCACAAACGUCACCUUUGUCUACCUCUUGUCCUGGGUCGUCCUCCACGACCAGUUCGUCGGAUUACGGAUCGUGGCAGUUAUCCUGUGUAACACGGGCAUAGCCCUUCUAGCUUACAUGGACGGUAUAACGCGAUCGCCUACCCUGGGCGGUGUAGUGUUAGCGGCCGCCGCAUCCGCCGGAUCGGCAGUUUACAAAAUAAACGAACGUGUUCCAGGUGUCGUUCAAGAGAAUUUUCGGCGAGGCUACUUACGGCCAGGUGUCUUUUUUCUUCUCGCUGAUUGGUCUCCUCAAUAUCGUCUUGUUAUGGCCGGUCGUCUUGACGUUGCACUUCACCGGACUCGAAGUCAUUACCUGGAAUCGAGUGCCUUGGGUCCCGCUGGCCAUCGCCGGAUCGCUCUCUCUCGCGGCCAACUUGCUGGGCAACUUUGGACCGGCUCUAACGUACGAGGUCUUUAUUCACCUUGGACUCGUGUUGGCCAUUCCCGUGUCUGCAGUGUUGGACGUCAACCUCAACGGGGUCGUGUUCGAAGGCAUGAAACUAGCCGGCACUAUCAUGAUUGUAAACGGCUUUCUCUUGGUGCUCUUGCCUGAAAACUGGCCUGAUUACCUAACCCGCUUACUCAGAUGGGGCAGACACUUAAAUCAUCAUCCAGGAUUGCCGACCACGGCACCUGUCGACCUUAGGACGGGUUACAUCAGUCGUUCUCACUUGCGAUCGCCAUCGGGCAGAGUCAGAUGACUGUCAAAGAUCCAAAGUGGUGGUGGAAGAGCUCUUUCAUCUCCCUGUUUAGCAUUGGAGAGACGAAUGUGCUUUCCAACGGACACGGCCAACGAAAGAGAAACGACGUGAAAUUUUGAAAAUGAAGAGAAAAAUCGUCCAUUUCAUUCAUUACAUGUCAUAUGCAAAUCUCUACGCCCAUCAAGGGCUUGAUGAUUUUUUUUUUUAUUGUGGGUUUGAAUUGAGUGUUACGAAAUUGAACUCGAAUCGAUUAUACGUUCGUCAAUUACGAUCGAUAAAUAUUUGGCCGUUAGAUGGCUGUACCGUCUGGUAAAUCCGUGAUUAGUGUUUCGUUCGACUGUUAGAUGGCAGCCAUGUUCCAAUGUGUAGCAAUAACACGUAAACCAGAAGCCAAAGAAAAGCAAAAAAAAGGAAACAUUGAAAAAAAAUAAUAAUAAUAAAAUUAAAACUUAAAUUAAAACAAAAGAAAAACAAAAGAAAAAAAAAGUUAAAUUUAUCCCUACGUUGAAAACUGUAAAUACAUCGACGUUUUGUCGUUUAAUGUUGUUGCUGUUAACUGUAUGGACUGGAAACGUUUCCGAGGUCAUCCAGGGAAAUCCCCCGAACGAAAGAAAAAAAAAAAAAUUUGAUAAAAAUGAAUUAACCCCAAUUGAAUUUUUAUAAGUAGAACUCCUACUGACGAUUACUGGCGAUUAUCAUUGCCUCUAUUUUUGCGAAAAAUGCAGCACGAUAUUUGAUCAAAUCAAAGACGCCACACACAACAAUUGAAAUAAUUCGAAAUAAUAUGCUGUGCCAAAACAAGAGAAGAAAAAACAAAAAAACGAACGAAAAGAGAAAGACAAGAACUCGAUUUCUUAGUUUUAUCUGAAAUGAAUCAAUUCGAAUUAUGUAAAAGAUGAUUGAAAUACAAUGUAUGCCAAUU
Molecule: messenger RNA, 5089 nt
Organism: Daphnia magna
Lineage: Eukaryota; Metazoa; Arthropoda; Branchiopoda; Diplostraca; Daphniidae
Product: putative thiamine transporter SLC35F3
Exons: 14
Coding region: 2337-4019 (560 amino acids)
Source: RefSeq, a predicted model, not a curated record